AUGGAGGCACUAGAAAAAAAUGACUUGUUCGAAAAGGAACGUCCCUCCAUUGAACAAGCGGAAAAUUAUCAGGUUUCGUUCACCCCUGAAGAGCAAAAACGAAUCCUAAGAAAGGUGGACUGGCGCCUUGUUCCGCUCUUGUCUUUUCUAUAUCUCGUGUCCUUUAUUGACCGAGGGAACUUGGGCAAUGCCAAAGUUGCUGGACUAGGGAAAGAUCUCCAUCUCUCAGGAACACAGUACAACAUAGCUGUCACGUUAUUUUUCAUCCCCUAUUCAUUACUGGAAGUUCCGAGCAAUGUCAUCCUCAAGCUUACCAGACCAUCCAUAUGGAUCUCCUUGAUGAUGUUUUCUUGGGGACUAGUUAUUACUUUGACCGGAAUUGUUCAAAACUUUUCUGGACUUUUGGCCAUUCGUAUUUUUCUCGGCGUUGCAGAGGCUGGGUUCUUUCCCGCAGCAACCUAUCUCCUUACUGUCUGGUACACGCGUUACGAAGUCCAAUCUCGAAUGGUAUUCUUCUACGCUGCAGUAUCAUUGGCCGGAGCAUUUUCAGGUCUACUCGCAUUUGGAAUCCAAAAGAUGGAUGGAGUCGCAGGAUUGCAAGGCUGGAGAUGGAUCUUCAUCUUGGAAGGCAUUUUUACCGUUUUCCUUUCAUUUUUCAUCUGGUCUCUGCUCCCCGACAGCCCUAACACGGCGCCUUUUCUAACUACUGAAGAACGGGAGUUCAUCGUCUUGAGGUUAGAACAGGACACAGGUUCCGGCCGAGGCAGGGUCACAAAUAAUGAUAAAGUCAACAAACGACAAGUUAUCGCUGGUCUCACAGACUGGAAAGUGUGGGCAGCUGUGUUCAUGUAUUGGGCUACUAGUAUCUCCUCCUACGGCUUCACCUAUACAGUUCCUACAGUAAUUCUCGAACUGGGAUACACCGCUGCAGAUGCCCAACUCCUUACAGUUCCAAUCUAUGUCGUUGCCAUGAUAUUCACCGUCAUCAACGCCAUGGUUUCGGAUCACUACCGGCAGAGAACUCCAUUCAUACUUCUAGGAGUUUCGGUAGGAAUAGCCGGGUUCACGGCUCUAUUAGCAAUUCCCCACCCGCAGCUCCCAGGAUUGACAUAUGGCAUGCUGUUUCUCGCGACAUCUGGAAUUUAUAUGUCGCUGGUCCCUACUCUAUGCUUUGUCGCAAACAAUCUCGCACCUUCCUCCAAAAGAGCUGUCGGCAUGGCCCAUCUCAUCUGUAUGGGAAAUCUUGGUGGCAUUGCAGGCUCUAAUAUCUUUCUCGCACAAGAAGCGCCUCACUAUUGGACAGGCUAUGGCUUCAUCUUGGGAAUCGACUGUGCGGCGUUUGUCACAUGCUUAAUCCUUCGCUAUGCGUUGAAGAGAAUCAAUGCACAGCGCGAUCAAAUGACGGAAGAAGAUAUCAGGGAGAAGUACGGUGAUGUUGAUUUAUUGGAGCUGGGAGAUCGCAGCCCAUACUUUAGAUAUACUUUGUAA
Trichoderma breve is the source of this 1488-nucleotide messenger RNA. RefSeq names its product major facilitator superfamily domain-containing protein. The transcript has 9 exons. Lineage: Eukaryota; Fungi; Ascomycota; Sordariomycetes; Hypocreales; Hypocreaceae. Gene Ontology annotation, molecular function: transmembrane transporter activity. Bases 1 to 1488 code for a protein of 495 amino acids. Gene Ontology annotation, biological process: transmembrane transport. Gene Ontology annotation, cellular component: membrane. The record is from RefSeq and is a predicted model, not a curated record.